CCGAAUUUUCGGAGACCGAUUACAAAUACGGAAAUACCAGACAAAAUCUUCAACCAACAACUUGUAUUUUAAUUGUAUCAAAUAUAUUGGUAGAUACUGAACGAGGCACAGAGUGAACAGAACAAUACAGUUAGCAAGUUAAAUUUUUAUUUUUCGUUCUAUGGAGUUUUUGCAGUUUAUAUCAUGGGCGUGCAUCGUGUUUACACUUGGAAUGUUUUCGACAGGACUGACCGACCUGAAGAAAAUGAGGGCGACUCAGAGUGCAGAUAAUGUUCAGUUCCUGCCUUUUCUCACCACCUGCCUUAAUAACCUGGGGUGGCUCUACUAUGGGGUGCUGAAGAGGGAUGGCACCUUGGUCCUUGUCAAUACCAUUGGAGCAGCCCUGCAGGUCCUGUACAUCAUGGCCUAUUGUCAUUACACCAAAACUAAGAGGCGGGUGUCGGCGCAGACCCUGGCGGCCGGCGCGCUGCUGGGCGGGGCCUGGGUGUACUUCAGUGUGUUCCUCCCCGGCGGAGAGCGGCAGCUAGCCCAGCUGGGCCUCGCCUGCAGCGUCUUCACCGUCACCAUGUACCUGUCCCCGCUGGCUGACCUGGUGGAGAUAGUGCGCAGUCGGUCUGUGGAACGUCUCUCCUUCCCUCUGACUGUGGCCACGUUCCUCACCUCUACCUCCUGGACCCUGUAUGGGCUCCAGCUCCAAGACUACUACAUCAUGGUACCAAACACCCCUGGGAUUAUCACAAGUCUCAUCAGAUUCUUCCUGUUUAGGAGAUUUGCACCAGACAGUCAGGAUGUGGCCUCCUACAAACUGGUACAUAUGUGAAGGGGGUGGAGCUUAAGUGUCUUUUAUCUGUACAUAAAGACACUGCCACUUGGGAGCUUCCUGCCAAGGCCUUGGUUACAAACAAAGCAUUCUAUUUGCUAACAAGCUUCACUGUUUUAGCCAAUCUCUCUCAAGGGUUUUAGAAAUGUUUCUGUGUUCAUGAAUAUUCAUGAGCUGGCAGUAAAAACUUAAUAAAUAGAAUGCAUUGGGUAUUUGGGUGUUCUCAAUGUAAUGGUUCAUCUUAUGUGCACCUAUUUUAUACAGACAGAUCUAUGUAAAAUAUCACGGUACAAAUAUACAGUACACAACAGAAGUGAGUACACACCUGUGCAAUAUCACUUAAAUGUCAAAUGAUUUAAAAUUGUAUCACCUUACAGUAAUUGCAUUACUUCUAAGUUGAACAGUAGGGUAUUUGUAUUAAAAAUACAGGCCCCAGAGUAGGAACUCAAUGCAACAAAAGUCAGUACACCUUUCAUUACUGAGAUUCAAAUCUUUUAUUUUUUCAAUAUUUCGUAUGUCUACCUUUAUUUUUGAUGAUAGACUCAAUCCUCCUCGGCAUGGAGGAUACCAGUGUUGCACAAAUUUCUGGAGAGAUGUUCUGCCAUUCUUCAGAGAGAAUUUUUUUCAGCUGCUCUUUGCUGGAGGGGUUGUGUUGCUCUACCUUUCUCUUUAAAAUACCCCAAAGAUGUUCUAUUGAAUUCAAGUCAGGCGACAUACUUGGCAGGGUCAUAGUUAUCGCUUUUUUCUUCUUUAGAAACUCUUUCGUGAUUUUGGCAGUGUGCUUUGGAUCGUUAUCAUGUUGGAAUAUUCCUCUUCUGCCAAGCUUCUGGAGACUGGGAGUCAUCUUGUCAGCCAGUAUUUUGGUAUAUCCACAGGCAUUCAUGGUGCCAUCUAUAAAUGUCAUCUCCCCAACACAUUUUGCACUCAUGCAGCCCCAUAUCAUCACACUCCCACCUCCGUGCUUCACUGUCGGGACUAUGCAUUCACUGUGGUAGUCCUGGCCAGGUUCACACCAAACAUGCAGGACACCAUCUGAGCCGAACAAAUUUAUCUUGGUCUCAUCUGACCAAAGAAUGUGCUCCCAAUAUUUAUCAGGCUUUUCAUGUUCUUUAGCAAAGUUUAAUCUUGCAGUUUUGUGCCGAAGAGCAAGCAAGGGUUUUUUUCUUGGACGCCGUCCAUAGAGGUUGACGUUGUGCAGUGUCCUUCGCACCGUCUGAGCUGUCACAGAAACUCCGAUUUCCAUUGAUAACCCCUGUGCCAAGUCUGAAGCAGUUGCCCGUCUGUUUUUCAGAGCUAGAUUGUGCAAGCAGCGCACUGUCCGUGGCGUCAUUUUAGGAGGACGGCCACUGCGGCUCUGAUUAGUGGUACUAUGGCUCGUUCUAUACCUCCUGAUUACUGCUGCAGCUGUGUUUCGACUGAUUUUUAGUUGGUCACCGAUCUUCCUGUAUCCUUUUCCAUCUUUGUGAAGUCUCACAAUCAGAUUUUUAAAUUCCUCUGGCAAUUAUUUUCCAUGUGGAGCCAUGAUGCAGACAUGCAGAUAGACACAGCCCAUAGGUCCAAAAUUGAGAACGUUCCGGUGUUCACAGGUCAUUUUAUAACCAUGUUCAUGCAAUUAGGCUAAUUGGAAAUCGCACAUGUACUCAAUUUUGUUUCAAUGAUCACAGGUUUUCUAACUUGUGUGUCAGUGAUCACAGGUGUAUUCACUUUUGUUGCAUUGAGUUUCUACUUUGAAGUCUGUAUUUUCAAUAUAGUCUUUCUAAAGUAUUUGUUUUUGGUUGUUCAUAAGAGGAAAUACUCUACUUGUCAACUUAGAAAUAAUGCAAUUAUUGAGAGGUGAUACAAUUUUGAAUCAUUUGACAUUUAAGUGAUAUUGCACAGGGGUGUACUCACUUCUGUUGUAUACUGUAUAUAAAUGUAUAAAAAGAAUCGUUGUGAUUUUUUUUUAUAAGUGAACCUCAUCAAAAUGAAAAUAAAUUUUAUACUUCAUACAA
This is a messenger RNA of Anguilla rostrata (American eel), 2811 nucleotides long. RefSeq names its product solute carrier family 50 member 1 (gene slc50a1). NCBI's taxonomy places the organism in Eukaryota, Metazoa, Chordata, Actinopteri, Anguilliformes, Anguillidae. The record is from RefSeq and is a predicted model, not a curated record. Gene Ontology annotation, molecular function: sugar transmembrane transporter activity. The coding region runs from base 161 to 820 and encodes 219 amino acids. Gene Ontology annotation, biological process: carbohydrate transport. Gene Ontology annotation, cellular component: membrane. The transcript has 6 exons.